CUAGCGAAUCGAGCCAGGGGGAGCCCCAGGCAGGGCGGGCGGGGGAAGGGAACGCAGCGCCUCCCGCGGGCACAGCCAGGGGAAACCCCAGGCCAGCGCCCACCCCGUCGACCCCCACUCCUCUCGUCGCCCCACGGGCUCCGUAGCCCCAGGCCCAGCGCGUUCCCCCUCGCGCCCCCAUGGCCGCGGCCAAGGCCGAGAUGCAGCUUCUGCCCUCGCUGCAGAUGGCCGAUCCCUUCGGCUCCUUCCCGCACUCGCCGCCCACCAUGGACUCCAACUACCCCAAGCUUGAGGAGAUCAUGUUGCUCGCCGGAGCCGGCUCGCAGUUCCUCAGCCCCAGCGGCGGCACUGAGAGCGGCGCCGGAGGAGCAGGAGGCAACGGCAGCUUCAACCCCUCGGGCGAAGGCGGAGAGCAGUCUUACGAGCACCUCGCUGCAGACACUUUCCCCGACAUCUCCCUGAGCGGCGACAAGCCCUUGGCGGUGGAGACCAGCUACCCGAGCCAGACCACCCGCCUGCCGCCCAUCACGUAUACGGGUCGCUUCUCGUUGGAGCCGGCGCCCGGCAGCGGGGGCAGCACCCCUCUGUGGCCCGAGCCUCUCUUCAGCCUGGUCAGCGGCCUGGUGGGCAUGGCGACCCCGUCCGCCACCUCCGCGGCGCCGCCGUCGUCGUCCGCCUCGCCGUCCAUCCCGUCGUCGUCGUCGUCCGCCUCGCCCAGCCCGGCGCUGAGCUGCUCGGUGCAAGGCAGCGACUCGAGCCCCAUCUACUCGGCGGCGCCCACCUUCCCAGCCCCUGGCGGUGCCGACCUCUUCCCGGAGCAGCCCUUCGCCAGCCCGCCGGGGGGUUCGCUGUCGUUCCCGCCUCCAGCUUACCCGACGGGCAAGAGCACCUUUCAGCUGCCCAUCAUCCCGGACUACCUCUUCCCGCCGCCGCCGCAGCAGCAGCAGCCGGGUGGUGACCUAGGCCUGGGCUCGGCGGAGCAGAAGCCUUUCCCGAGCCCGCAGCCUUCGCUGACGCCGCUGUCCACCAUCAAAGCCUUUGCCACGCAGAGUAACGGUGGCAGCUCGGCGGCGGAGCCCAAGAGCCUCCCGGGGUCCUACCAGGCGCAGCUGGUCAAGCCGAGCCGCAUGCGCAAGUACCCCAACCGGCCCAGCAAGACCCCUCCCCACGAGCGGCCCUACGCAUGCCCCGUCGAGUCGUGCGACCGUCGCUUUUCGCGCUCCGACGAGCUGACGCGCCACAUCCGCAUCCACACGGGCCAGAAGCCCUUCCAGUGCCGCAUCUGCAUGCGCAACUUCAGCCGCAGCGACCACCUCACCACGCACAUCCGCACCCACACGGGAGAGAAGCCCUUCGCCUGCGACAUCUGCGGGCGCAAGUUCGCGCGCAGCGACGAGCGCAAGCGCCACACCAAGAUCCACCUGCGCCAGAAGGACAAGAAGGCCGCCGACAAGGGACACGCAGCUGCCGUCACGGCCGCCCCGACGGCACCUUCCGUAGCCGCCUCCCCGCUGGCGCCCUACUCUGCCUCCCCAGCCUCGUACCCAUCCCCUGCCUCUGUCACCUCUUACCCCUCGCCGGGGCCGGCCUCGUACUCUCCACCCGUGACGUCGUAUGCUUCUCCCGUGACGUCGUAUGCCUCUCCCGUGACUUCAUACGCGUCCCCCGUGACGUCUCCCUUUCCCUCCUUCCCCUCGCCUUCGGUGGCCACCAGCUACGCUUCCAUGGCCUCGUCCACCUUCCAGAGCCAGGCGGCGGCCACCCCGUUCCCAUCCCCCGGGGGCCUUGGUAGCCCCUUCGGCUCACAAGUGACUUCUGCACUUUCUGACAUGGCCUCCACUUUCUCGCCCAGGACAAUCGAGAUCUGCUGAGAAGAGAAAAGGGGGCGGGGGGGGCACACAACCACCACCAAGACUUUCGCGACGCCCACCCACCCCGUCUAGGGAGGGUGGGGUGCUGAUAACGAAUCUUCCUCCGGCACUUGGUGGAGGAACAGUGGACUCCCUCACAAGCCAACCCGGCUCCCCAGCUUUCCAGCAGCCGUGGAGUGGGGCUGGGACUUAUAUAUAUCAACUUCAACUGCCUGAAGACACAAGCUCCCGGACACCGGAAUUCCUCUCCACUUCUGUUCUGCAUGGACUAGAGAGGUCUUUUUUUUUCUUCCGCGAUGAUUUUCCCCCCAGCCCGCAAUUCAUUCCUUAGGGGGGAGCAAUGGGACUUUGGAAAAAAUCCAUGCAUAGACAAUGUAAUAUUGUAUUAUGUGCCAUGGCUUUGCUUUCCUUCUGGGUUCUUGACGUGAACAACCUCUUUGCAUAUUCAUAUUGCGUUCUUUGGAGUACGAAGGGCCAUCUCUCUCGCGCGCGCUCUUUCUUUUUUGUAUAAAUGGUAAUUUUUCGCUCUUUUCGUGACGAAGAAGCUGUACUGGGUUUUACAACUUGUUUUGGGGGGUAGGGGUGGGGGAGGAAACAAACAAAAAAAGCAGCACUUAACUAUGUAUUUGAGCAUGUCAACAGAGUGUUAUGUUCUUUGUAAAUAUCACCUAGAGGAUGAAACACUCUCGCGUGGCGAAAAGUUUUCGUUUGGUUUGAUUUGUUGUUUUUCCUUUUGAGAACAAAAAAAAACACGUCCCAAGUCUUGGUGCCUUGUUGUGAAGCCCUGCUGACGUCAUGCAACUCUGUGAUUGGAUGCUUUGCAUCUAGCCUUAAGGUGAAAAAAGGGAAAGUGGGGGGAAGGGGACUCUGAGGCUCGAAAACACACACACACACACACGAAAAAGGGGAAAGGAGCCGGGAGACAGAAUGUAAGCAAAAAAGAAAAACAAAGCAAAACAAAACCCCGAACUUCUCAAAAAGUCUAUUUUUGUUACAGAAGUGUAAAAAUUUAUAAAUAUAUUCAGCAGUUGGAAUGUUGUAGUUACCUACUGAGUAGGCGGCAAUUUUUUGUAUGUUAUGAACAUGCGGUUCAUUAUUUUUGUGGUUUUAUUUUUGACUUUGUACUUGUGUUUGUUUAAACAAAGGUGACUGUUUGGCUUAUAAACACAUUGAAUGCGCUUUACUGCCAAUGGGAUAUUUGGUGUACAAUACCCUCUGGAAAAGUCAAUAAAAAAUAUCGAGAGACCAGCA
Molecule: messenger RNA, 3122 nt
Organism: Zootoca vivipara (common lizard)
Lineage: Eukaryota; Metazoa; Chordata; Lepidosauria; Squamata; Lacertidae
Gene: EGR1
Product: early growth response 1
Biological process (GO): regulation of transcription by RNA polymerase II
Molecular function (GO): DNA-binding transcription factor activity, RNA polymerase II-specific; RNA polymerase II cis-regulatory region sequence-specific DNA binding
Source: RefSeq, a predicted model, not a curated record